CGCCUCUCUGCACCCGCCGCCUGCUGGCCGCCUUCGAGUUCCACCAGCCACCAAAUCAGCCGAGAGGAGCAAGUCGCCGAGAAGAGGAGGAGAUGGCCCGUACGAAGCAGACCGCCCGCAAGUCCACCGGAGGGAAGGCCCCCCGCAAGCAGCUCGCCACCAAGGCGGCUAGGAAGUCGGCGCCGACGACCGGCGGCGUGAAGAAGCCCCACCGCUACAGGCCCGGGACGGUCGCCCUCCGCGAGAUCCGCAAGUACCAGAAGAGCACGGAGCUCCUGAUCCGCAAGCUCCCCUUCCAGCGCCUGGUCCGCGAGAUCGCGCAGGACUUCAAGACGGACCUCCGGUUCCAGAGCCACGCCGUGCUCGCGCUCCAGGAGGCCGCCGAGGCCUACCUCGUCGGGCUCUUCGAGGACACCAACCUCUGCGCCAUCCAUGCCAAGCGCGUCACCAUCAUGCCCAAGGACAUCCAGCUCGCCCGCCGUAUCCGCGGCGAGCGCGCGUAAGCAGCCCCCGCCGCCGCCGCCGUGGCAGUAGGGGAGAGGGAGGAGGUCAAGGUGGAAUCGGCUUGUUGAUCUUCCUCCGCCGCUCCUAGCGGAUCUGGAUUAGCUGUACUAGUCGUCGGUCUCGGUUUGGUUAGUGUAAAAACAGGUUUACAAGUUAUUUUGUGCUCCGCUGCUAUUUUGGCUUUUGCUUCGCGAUGAAGCGAGCUUGUUAAAGACUAGAUUCGUGCUGUUACUAGAAGUAAAGUCACAUUGUUCUUAACC
Molecule: messenger RNA, 764 nt
Organism: Panicum hallii
Lineage: Eukaryota; Viridiplantae; Streptophyta; Magnoliopsida; Poales; Poaceae
Product: histone H3.3
Exons: 2
Coding region: 93-503 (136 amino acids)
Cellular component (GO): nucleosome
Molecular function (GO): structural constituent of chromatin; protein heterodimerization activity; DNA binding
Source: RefSeq, a predicted model, not a curated record